Cuscuta campestris is the source of this 4833-nucleotide messenger RNA. The record is from the annotation of a GenBank genome assembly. Lineage: Eukaryota; Viridiplantae; Streptophyta; Magnoliopsida; Solanales; Convolvulaceae.
GUUUCCUCGGCGGCGGCGGCGGCGGCUGUCUGUCGGAACCAAAGCGCUUGACAGAUGCAGUCAAUCGCGGUCUCGGUUCGUAUUAGCUGUCGAGUGUGAUGACUGCACUCUUCAGUCAAUGGCCGUCUACGUGCUCCAUUUGAGUCUGCUGUCGUUGGUGCUGCUGUUCGCAAACCCUAGUGGCGGUAGCGGCGAGAAGGGCUCUCUUUUUGCUGCUCCUGUUGAGGAAUUCGACUCAGAUUCUGACUCCGAUUUGUAUCUCUUCCACCAGGACUACUCCCCACCUGCACCGCCUCCUCCGCCUCCCCACCCACCGUCUGUUUCCUGCGAGGCUGAUCUGGGGGGUGUGGGCUCGUUGGAUACCACUUGUAAGAUAGUGUCUGAUUUGAAUAUUACAAAGAGUGUGUAUAUAGAAGGGAAGGGCGACUUUUCCAUCCUUUCUGGUGUCACAGUCAAUUGCACCUUUGCGGGCUGUGAAAUUGUGAUUAAUGUAACUGGGAGUUUUAACAUUGGUGAGAAUUCCACUAUACUUGCCGGAACAUUUCAGCUUGUUGCUACCAAUGCUACUUUUGGAAAUGGGUCUGCUGUAAACACUACUGGGUUAGCCGGUUCUGCUCCCGAACAGACAAGUGGGACCCCUCAAGGUUUGGAUGGUGGAGGGGGAGGUUAUGGAGGGAGAGGUGCAUGCUGCCUGACGGACACAACAAAACUGCAGGAGGAUGUCUGGGGUGGGGAUGCGUAUGGGUGGUCAACGAUGCAGGUGCCAUAUAGUUAUGGAAGUAAAGGUGGAACAAGCAGCAGAGAUUUGGACUAUGGUGGAGGAGGGGGUGGAAGGAUAAUGUUGCUGGUGGAUAGAUUAUUGGAAGUGAAUGGCAUGUUGUUGGCUGAUGGUGGGGAUGGAGGUACCAAAGGCGGAGGUGGGUCUGGAGGCAGCAUCUACAUCACAGCUUAUAGGAUGACUGGAACUGGUGAAAUAAGCGCCUGCGGUGGUGAUGGUUUUGCAGGUGGAGGUGGUGGAAGAGUUUCUGUGGAUAUUUUUAGCAGACAUGAAGAUCCAAAAAUCUUUGUGUAUGGUGGAAGUAGCCGUGGCUGCUCUGAAAAUGCUGGUGCUGCGGGAACCUUUUAUGAUAAUGUUCCACGGACUCUUACCGUAAACAACAACAACAAAUCAACAGAUACAGACACACUUCUCAUGGAUUUUCCUCAGCCACUUUGGACUAAUGUUUAUAUUGGUAACCAUGCAAAGGUUACUCUUCCUUUGUUAUGGAGUCGUGUUCAGGUCCAGGGCCAAAUUAGCCUCUUGUACUAUGCAUCAUUGAGCUUUGGGCUUGCAAAGUAUUCAAUGUCAGAGUUUGAACUGUUGGCAGAAGAACUGUUGAUGAGCGACUCUGUUAUUAAGGUUUAUGGAGCUUUACGCAUGUCAGUUAAGAUGUUUCUGAUGUGGAAUUCACAAGUGCUUAUUGAUGGCGGUGGAGAUGCCAACGUUGAAACAUCAAUGCUCGAGGCUAGUAACCUAGUUGUUCUUAAGGAAUCAUCCUUAAUUCAUUCUAAUGCAAAUCUUGGUGUUCAUGGGCAAGGUUUACUGAAUCUAUCUGGAGCUGGGGAUUGUAUUGAAGCUAACCACUUGGUCUUAUCAUUGUUUUACAGCAUUCAUGUUGGACCAGAAUCAGUAUUGAGGGGCCCCUUACGAAAUGCCACAGCUAAUGCUUUGGCACCAAAGUUGAACUGCAAUACUGAUGAUUGCCCUGUUGAAUUGCUUCACCCCCCUGAAGACUGCAAUGUCAACUCUUCACUGUCCUUCACUUUGCAGGUCUGCCGAGUUGAGGAUAUCCUUGUUGAAGGGCUGAUAGAAGGAUCUGUGCUUCAUUUUCAUAGAGCAAGAACCGUCACUGUGAAGGCUAAUGGGAAUAUUAGCACAUCCGGAAUGGGUUGUGCUGGUGGCUUGGGACAGGGACAAGUCCUCAGCAAUGGUCUUUCUGGUGGUGCUGGUCAUGGUGGCAGAGGUGGUAAUAGAUGCUUCAAUGGCAGCUGUGCAGAGGGAGGGAUAUCAUAUGGGAACCCAUAUUUGCCAUGUGAACUUGGUAGUGGAAGUGGAAAUGGCAGCUUAGCUGGGUCAACUUUUGGUGGUGGUAUUUUGGUUAUGGGUUCAUGGGAGCAUCCUCUGUCAAGUUUAUUUGUCGAAGGCUCUGUUAAAUCUGAUGGAGACGGUUUUGAAAGAAGUUUGGUUGGGCAAUUUGCAAGUAAAGAGGAUCUUAAUGUGGGGCCUGGUGGUGGUUCUGGGGGAACAAUAUUGUUAUUCUUGCAUGCUCUUGAUCUUGGCCAGUCUGCCAUUUUGUCAAGUGUUGGUGGUUCUGGCAGUCCAAUGGGGGGAGGAGGAGGAGGUGGUGGUGGAAGAAUCCAUUUUCACUGGUGUGACAUUCCUACAGGGGAUGUAUAUCAGCCCAUUGCAAGCGUUAAAGGGAGCAUCUACAUCAGUGGUGGGCCAGGUGGAAAGCGAGGAGGAAGUGGUCAAAAUGGAACAGUAUCUGGGAAAGCAUGUCCAAAAGGUCUUUAUGGGAUAUUCUGUGAACCAUGUCCCCUUGGAACUUUUAAGAAUGUUAUCGGAUCUGAUGGAGACCUUUGUACUUCAUGCCCAAAGGAUGCCCUUCCAAACCGUGGUGUUUAUGUUGCUAUCCGAGGUGGCGUUACUGAACUGCCCUGUCCUUACAAAUGCAUUUCAGAGAGAUAUCAUAUGCCUCAUUGUUAUACAGCUCUCGAAGAAUUGGUUUACACAUUUGGAGGACCAUGGCUAUUUGGUUUUCUUCUCUUGUUUGUCCUGAUUCUGUUAGCUCUGGUUUUAAGUGUAGCUCGAAUGAAGUUUGUAGGGGUUGAUGAGUCACCAGGGCCUGCCCCGACACAACAUGGUUCUCAAAUAGAUCACUCAUUUCCAUUUCUUGAGUCACUUAAUGAGGUUUUAGAAACUAACCGUGUUGAGGAAUCCCAGAGCCAUGUGCAUAGGUUAUAUUUCAUUGGUUUGAAUACAUUCAGUGAACCUUGGCAUUUGCCUCAUACACCUCCGGAGCAAAUAAAAGAGAUUGUAUAUGAGGGUGCCUUCAAUAAUUUCGUGGAAGAAAUCAAUGCUAUUGCUUCAUAUCAGUGGUGGGAGGGAGCAUUGCAUAACAUUAUCUGCAUUCUUGCAUAUCCUCUCGCAUGGUCCUGGCAGCAAUGGCGCCGUAGAAUAAAGUUGCAACGCCUCCGUGAAUUUGUUAGAUCAGAAUAUGACCAUGCUUGCUUACGUUCUUGUCGAUCACGUGCUCUAUAUGAAGGAUUGAAGGUAAAUGCCACUCCGGAUCUAAUGCUAGCGUACAUGGACUUUUUCCUUGGUGGAGAUGAAAAAAGAAGCGAUCUUCCUCCUCGACUUCGUCAAAGGUUUCCCAUGUCUCUAUUGUUUGGUGGUGAUGGGAGUUACAUGGUUCCGUUCUCCCUUAACAAUGAUAAUAUAAUAACCAGCCUCACGAGUCAGUGUGUCCAACCAACAACAUGGUAUCGCUUUGUAGCUGGUUUGAAUGCCCAAUUACGUUUGGUGCGUAGGGGUUGUUUGAGGAAAACAUUUCGCCCUGUUCUUAAAUGGCUUGAAACCUUUGCUAAUCCAGCUUUAAGGGAGAGUGGUAUUCAUGUCGAUCUUGUUUGGUCACAAGCUACUACCGGCAGUUAUAUCCACUAUGGGAUUUUGGUACGUUCUGUUGAGGAAGUUGAACAAACUCCUUGUGAUGGUCUUGGCGGGGAACAUAGGAGUGUAUUAUUGAGUGGUAGCAGUAUGUGUGAUGAGAAUCCAUCUCAUCAAUUGAUGGGAGAUGUAAUCUCAAAUGAAGUUUGUGGAGGCUCUUUAAAGAGAAAAACCUAUGGUGGUAUUCUGAAUAUGAGCAACGUGAAGACACUCAAGGAGAGAAGAGAUUUACUCUUUGUCCUCUCGUCUUUAAUUCAUAACACUAAGCCAGUUGGCCACCAGGAUCUAGUUGGGCUGGUCAUCUCAAUGCUGUUACUUGGAGAUUUUAGUUUAGUACUGCUUACAUUUCUUCAGCUGUAUUCCGUGUCCAUGGCACACGUCUUUCUGGUUUUGUUUGUUUUACCACUUGCAAUUUUACUUCCAUUCCCCGCUGGAAUCAAUGCCUUAUUUAGUCAUGGACCGAGGCGUUCGGCUGCACUUGCUCGUAUAUAUGCUUUAUGGAACGUCACAUCACUCAUUAAUGUUCUUGUCGCAUUUAUUUGUGGAUAUGUGCAGUAUCGGACCCAAUCAAGCAAAAAACUGCCAUACUUUCAGCCAUUGAACAUGGGUGAAAGCGUGUGGUGGAUUUUCCCGUUUGCGAUGGCAGUGUGCAAGUGCAUCCAAUCGAGACUCAUAAACUGGCAUGUUGCCAAUCUAGAGAUUCAAGAUAGGUCAUUGUAUAGUAAUGACCCCCAACUCUUUUGGCAAUCCUGAUCUCAACCAACCAAACCUCUCGCCGCCACUCAGGUUUCUCUGCCAUUAACGCCCUCCGUUUUAUUGUGGGUAUAUUUCAUUCACUCUUUUUUUUUGUUGGGUAAAAACCAUGAAGAGUGAAUGAGUGAUACACAGUAGGAAAAAAAUCAGAAUAAAAAAAAGUGUGAAAGAAAUUGGAUAGGGAGUGAUCAGCCAGUUUAUCAUGUAAUCUUUAUUUUGAUUGUGCAGCCUAUAUCUAUAUCUAUAUCUAUUGUAGUAGUUCUUACUGGUGUGUAAAUAUGGAUUAGGAUUCUUACACCGAAUUAGAGGCCCUAUAUGUAAUUUCCCAAUCGCUUAGUAUUAUAUUUUGGAUGAAAUAGAUGUGUUUAAUUCUU